CUUUCAAAAGACAGCCGCUUUUUUGUUCCUUCUCCUUGAAUGCACAGCUGGCAUACAAGGAUAUUUGUCUGUAGCUUUUGGGAUUUGUUCUUCCAUCUCUGCCUUUCUUCUUCUUCUUCUUUUUCUUAACUUGCUGAAUAAAAAAGGGUAAAGCUUUACUCUUUUAGUGAGGGAGGAGGAGGAAAUGGAGAAAGCAUUAACAAAAGUUGGGAGCUUGAAAGUUGGUGGGUUAUGGAUCUCAAAGAAAGCCAAGGAAGAGUUCUCUAACAUUACUGAAGAUCUGGUUACUUUCUCGAGCACGGUUGAAGAGAAGGCGAAAUGGGUUUUCAAUAAGCUGAAAGGAAAGCCAUUGAAAAGCUUGCCGGAUCUCCUCCGAGAGUACAACUUACCGCCAGGCCUCUUUCCCCAGAACGUCAUCUGUUACGAAUUCGAUGAAACCAAGGCCAAGCUUGAUGUGUACUUGUCCUCUCCAUGUGAGGUAAGCUUCAAGGAUUCCUCGGUUAUAAGGUACGCGACGCGUGUGAAAGCUAUUCUACUUAGGGGAAAGCUCACAGGCAUCGAGGGAAUGAAGACAAAGGUCCUAGUUUGGGUUAAAGUCACUAGUGUGGCAGUCGAAGGCUAUAAAUCCGACAAGGUGUGGUUCACUGCCGGAGUUAAGAAGUCGAGGCCUAGGGAUGCCUACGAAGCACCCCGGGAUGCCGUCAGAGUUGAAGAAUUUUGAGCACAUGAUAUUCAUCGCUGCUUAUCUCUUUUGGGGGGUUUAGCGCAUAGCUACUUCUAUAUGUAUAUAUAUAUAUAUUAUUGGGUUAAGAUUACUGCUUAUUUCAAGUUCAAGGACUC
This is a messenger RNA of Hibiscus syriacus, 840 nucleotides long. RefSeq lists its product as uncharacterized. NCBI's taxonomy places the organism in Eukaryota, Viridiplantae, Streptophyta, Magnoliopsida, Malvales, Malvaceae. Bases 185 to 721 code for a protein of 178 amino acids. The transcript is spliced from 3 exons. The record is from RefSeq and is a predicted model, not a curated record.